Linderina pennispora is the source of this 1148-nucleotide messenger RNA. RefSeq lists its product as uncharacterized. Lineage: Eukaryota; Fungi; Kickxellomycota; Kickxellomycetes; Kickxellales; Kickxellaceae. The coding region runs from base 55 to 792 and encodes 245 amino acids. The transcript has a single exon. The record is from RefSeq and is a predicted model, not a curated record.
ACAGAUGAAUCUGAUACAUACCUUCCUUCUAUAUCGUUUCCAAAGCUGAAGGAUAUGCGUUUAGAUUACUAUCCACUCAAAGAUUCGAACACCCUCGCUUUAUUCAAGAACGCGCCAAUACAGACUGCCACUAUUGUUGACAUGGUUGAUAGAUUCCAAUUCCCUGCAAUAAUUACCUUCAGAGAUGUUCAAACUCUACACAUUUCUAUUAGAAACUGGAAUAAUAAGGUGCAUGACGAAGCUACGGUGUCUUUCGUAAAGGAUAUUUUCAGCAAACCGUUCUCAACUUUCAUCACUGAAAUACGUAUUGACACAAGCUUACCAAUUCCACUUCCUGAUACGAUUCUGUGGACAAAGUUAGAAAAGCUAUGUCUUCAAUUCCCAGUAUAUCUCUCCAAUCUUACUCAUAUUCUCCCUCAGCUUCCUCAUCUGCGCUGGCUCCUUGUCGGGGCCGUAUGCAACACUGGAAACGACACUGGAAACAUAACACCACCACCCAUUUGGAACAACACCCUUACUCAGCUUAUCUUAUUCUCAAGUGUUGUUCAUAUUCCGACGAUUCCUUCUCUUGAUGCAAUGUGCACUUUGGUAUCUGGUUUGCCCUCCCUCCUCAAGCUGGCUGUUCCAGACGAUAUAUUAUCUACGGUGAAAGGUGCACUUUCUGAACGUGGUGUUUCCCAGGAAUUGAAUGAGAGGACGCUUCAGGUUGUUGGAUACCUUCCAGAUAAAGCAGCUUUAUAUCUUCGAGAUGGCAUUCCCUACACCGAUAGUCAAGACAACCUAAUUGUAUAAUACAUCUAUAUGUAGUGGCUGUGCCAAUAUAUGCUACAUCGUCCAAACAUAAUAUUAUGCUUGUUGCUAUGUGCAUGUUCGAAUAAGAAAAGAAAAGCCGAACUAUUGGCCAACGUAUACAUAGGGUAAAAACCAGCACAUCCUCACAGUUAUUAGCUGAUUGCAUGCGAUAAUUGACAGAAAGGCCCCUGUUAGCCUCCUGCCAAUUGUAUGGCUAAACUCAUACCAAUACUUGUGUGUGCUUGGCCGGCCGUACCAUGCCUUGCACCGGCUAGAGGCAAGCAGGAAUAAACACACGUAUGGGCUCCAACGCGCUGCAAGACAGAGAUGUAACAAAACUACGUUCAUGUUGUUAG